Molecule: messenger RNA, 2010 nt
Organism: Glarea lozoyensis ATCC 20868
Lineage: Eukaryota; Fungi; Ascomycota; Leotiomycetes; Helotiales; Helotiaceae
Exons: 9
Coding region: 1-2010 (669 amino acids)
Source: RefSeq, a predicted model, not a curated record
AUGGCGAUCUUGUCAGGAAGAGCAGAUGGAUCCAACGAAGUUGAAGUGCGUGUUAAGAGAUGGCCGGAGGAUACAUAUUUCGAAGAAUAUAUUAAGACAGGGGAUCGUGAGAAAGCGACUGCAACAGCUUGCGAAAGAUACAUCGUGCCUGAACCUGGGAAGCAGUAUAUUAUUGAGGUGGUGUUAAAGGCGGGAUACGACUUUAAUUGUCAAGAAGUGAGGAUCGAGUUGUUUUUUCCCGGCAUCGAGAAAGAAGUCUCGAAGCUCAGAAUUUUUUACCCAGGACCCUGCGUUGGUGUUUCACCAGAUCGUAAGUACACUUUGAUAGGUACGAACAAAUUCGAGGUCGAUGGAAGGAUAUCCUCUGGUGCUCGCUUUGUCUUCAACGCUGUCUCUAUAGAUGAAAAGCUGGAUGACGAAAGUGACCUGCUGGGUAUUAUCCCCAAGAGUUUGGCAAGUUUCCAACUUCAACAAAUUACUCACGCGAACGGUCCUUGGAACGCCAAAUUAGUGGAUAAGGAAAGUUACAAAAAACAUGGAAUUACUAGUACAACAAAGCUUAUUGGUGGGAAUCAACUGAAACUAGAGAGGAACAACGCAUGGAUGAGGAACAUAAUCUACGAUGCAGUGCUUAAGUACAACUUUUAUCACCGUGGCUCAGUGAAAGAGACAGUGAUGGCUGGCGGUAGCGUCACCAAUCCGCUCAGUAACCCUCGCGAUCAUUUACAGUGGGCGUUCCUAGAUGUGUGGGAACGAAGAGCAGCAUUUAUGCGACUACAAGAGUUGUAUAAGGAAUAUCAACGUGGCGAGGUACGUAGCGUAGUUGAGCAUGCACCAGCAGCGAGAGUGAUCAGUCUACUUGACGACACAGAAGAUGGGGUGGAUAUCGGUCGAAAGGCCGCUGAGAAAUACCGCGAAUCUUCAGCCUCAAUCAUUUCUCUGGUGGGUAAUGGAAAAGUCCAACACCGUCGACAACCAAAAGAGUCACGAUCUCGGCAGCCAAAAUCGGAAAUUUUUGCGAUCAAAGCAGAAGCUGACACACGGAAUGGAAAUAUCCCAGUAGACUUAACUACUGUUACACCAAAAACUUUCAAAAGAGAACAUUCUGCAACCCCUAUCAAACAAGAGCUCAUCGACAUCGACAGCAUUGAUGUAUCGAAGAUCAAAAUAUUUCAAGCUUCCACGAUCAAGCGAGACUUGGACGACGAGGAUCGCAGGAAAAGAAUCAAACUUGAAGAUUCUGCGGAGUCUGGUCUCCCAAUACUCGAUGACAUCGUAGUGUAUGAUGAUCAAGAGAAUUUGAAGCAGGAUGAUACGGAUGCUGAACAGGUUCUACCUUCUACGGAGUCAGAAGAAGAAGCCUUCGCGAAGGAACAAGAAGCUCAGAUUGCGGAAAUCGAUAGGCAGAUGGCCGAGCUACAAGCGCAACAGAAGGCGGAUUUUGAGAAAUUGUUGAAUCAUGGCGCUGAUAGCUACCUUAAAUGUCAAUACCACCACUUCAAGAACGCUCAAGAGAGGAGAUUGAGAGAUGGAUUCUUGAUGUACCACUCCCAACCAUCUUCUUAUUUCUCUCUCCAUCCUCUUUCUCUUCCUCUCCAUCCAUCUCUCAUGCCAAUAACAGAACCUAGUUCCACAAAUCCUCAGAUUCCCUCUCAACAUCCACCCUCUCCCAAUUUUAUCGUCCAGAUUCGACGCUGCAAUUCGGAAAUCUUCCUCGCUUCGAGAGAUAUCGCGGGUGAUAGGAUUUGGAUUACUUGUACGAUUACGUAUGUUGUGAAGGGUGAUAGUGAGGGGGUGGAGAUUACGAUUCCUGCGGCGGGAGUGUUUUCGUUAGUUGCGGGGAUGGAGGUGGAAGGAGAGGAUGGAAAGGGUGAUGUGGGUGAUGGGGAAGGUGAAGGGGAGGAAGGGACGUGGAAGCCGAUUAUCAAGAGAUUUGAGUGUUUUUUGGAUUUGAGUCCUGUGAGGGAGAGGGGGGAGAUUGUUGCGGGGAUGGUUGGAGAAGGAGUGUGA